AGAAAUUCCUUCUUAGUCUAAAUUAUGACGACUUCCAGAGAUUUGACGGGCAAAGUAGUGCUGAUCACCGGCUCGAGCGGUGGCAUCGGUGCUGUCACUGCCGUAGAGUUCGCACGACUCGGGGCUCAAGUGGUGGUCACCGGUCGCAGGAAGGAUAGGGUGUCCGCUGUGGCCAAACAAUGCGCUGAGGCGUCGCCUACCGGAGUCAAAGCAUUGGAAGUGGUGGCCGAUGUCACCAACGAUAGCGACUGUCGUCGAUUAGUGGCCGAUACUAUCAAGACAUUCAAAAAGUUGGACAUUUUGAUCAAUAACGCGGGUCGGGGUAUAGUGUCGAGCAUAUGGGACGAGGAUAUCCUCGAUAAGUAUGAGCUCCAUAUGAACACAAACCUCCGGUCAGUCGUAUGGUUGACUCACUUAUGUGUCGAGCAUUUGGAGAAAACUAAGGGUAAUAUCGUUAACAUAUCGAGCAUUUUGGCCUUUAAACCGAGACGGCUAUUGUAUUCAAUGUCAAAGGCGGCGCUGGAUAUGUUCACAAAGUGCGUAGCGCUCGAGUUGGGCCCCAAAGGCAUCCGGGCUAACGUUGUCAAUCCCGGUGUCGUGAAGACCGAGACUUUCGGAACCAGUCUUAACAUGAAUAAAGCAAAAUCGGAUCAAUUUUUGAAGGGUAUGGCCGAGAAGUACCCGUUGGGACGGGUGGGUGAGCCCAUGGAUGUGAUAAAAGCCGUGUUGUAUUUGACGUCCGAUUUGGCGUCGUUUGUGACCGGAUCCAACUUCGUGGUCGAUGGCGGCGCCCAAUAUGUCUAACCCUCAUAUGUAUCACAUUAUGGUCAUGUCUUAUUAUUUAUUGACC
This is a messenger RNA of Oppiella nova, 850 nucleotides long. Lineage: Eukaryota; Metazoa; Arthropoda; Arachnida; Sarcoptiformes; Oppiidae. The record is from the annotation of a GenBank genome assembly.